UCCAAAAUGUAGGUUUGAGUACAAACGAUCUGAAACUCCCACUAGAUACUACUGCUACUGUGGGAAGGUAGAAGAUCCAGAGUUGGACCCAUGGCUGGUACCUCACUCAUGUGGCCAAGUAUGUGAGAGGGAAUUUAAACCUCCAUGUGGGCAUAAAUGCCUACUGCUCUGUCACCCGGGUCCUUGUCCUCCUUGCCCAAAGAUGGUCGCAAUAGCCUGUUACUGUAAGAAGGCUAAACCAGUUCCGCGAAGGUGCAGUACCAAAGAAUGGUCAUGUCAGCUGCCAUGUGGUCGAAAACUGCCAUGUGGACAGCACAAUUGUGAGAAUCCUUGUCACCCAGGAAAUUGUCAGUCUUGCCCACGAGUCAGUAAACAAAGGUGUGUCUGUGGUAGACAAAUAGCAGAAAGACUUUGUGCAAGUCCAUUUUGGCAGUGUGAGCAGGUGUGUGGGAGAACUUUGCCUUGUGGUAAUCAUACAUGUGAACAAAUUUGUCACUCUGGUCCCUGUGGAGAAUGUCCUCGAUCUGGGAAAAGACCCUGUCCAUGUGGGAAAUCAAUGUUUUUUUUGCCUUGUACGGAAGAUGUACCUACUUGUGGAGAUAGUUGUGACAAAGUUCUUGAAUGUGGAAUCCAUAGGUGUUCGCAGCGUUGUCAUCGAGGUCCCUGUGAAAUUUGUAGACAGGAAGUUGAAAAGCAGUGUCGUUGUGGAAAGCAUACUAAACGCAUGCCAUGUCAUAAACCGUAUCUCUGUGAGACAAAGUGUACUAAAAUUCGUGAUUGCCAGAAGCACCAAUGCAAGAGAAAGUGUUGUUCUGGAAACUGUCCACCUUGUGAUCAACUCUGCGGACGGACUUUAGGAUGUAGAAAUCACAAGUGUCCUUCUGUUUGCCACAGAGGUAGUUGCUACCCAUGUCCGGAGACAAUAGAUGUGUUGUGCAAUUGCGGUAAAACUGUUCUCAAAGUACCCUGUGGCAGAGAACGUAGCACCAAGCCUCCAAAAUGCAAAGAGCCAUGCAGUCGGCCACCAACCUGCCAUCACUCCAGCCAAGAAAAACACACUUGUCACUUUGGCCCUUGCCCUGCAUGUCGUCAGUCCUGUCAGAAAGUGUUAAAGUGCAGUCACUUGUGUCCUGCUUCUUGCCAUGAUGAAGCUCUUGUGAAGCAAACUGGCUUGCAUCAACCUGUUGGUCCCUGGGAACAGCCGUCUGAGCCAGCUUUUAUUCAAACUGCAUUACCUUGCCCUCCGUGUCAGGUUCCUGUACCAACCAAAACAUUGAUACUACUUCAGAUGCCUUAUUGCAUUAAGGAAUACAGCUCUGUAACAACAGAUGUAUCGACUUAUGGUAAUUUGAUGGUUGAAUUUUGGAAAAUGAUUGCAGGCAGGUCUUUAAGUUCUAUUGCUGAUAUUAAAACCACUUUUCAUGCAGAAAAGACUGGGAUGAGCUGCUCAAAUUUAGAAGAUUUUGUGAGUCCUUUACCAUGUCACUCUGCGGGCCCCUACUCAUGUAAAAGACUUUGUGGACGGCUGCUUGAUUGCCAGAAUCAUACCUGCAUGAAGGAAUGUCAUAAAUGUACCAAAGUAAAUGGUAAUGCUGACAGGCAAAAGGCUAGUCCAGAAUGUUCUCAGUGUGAGGAGGCGUGUACCAAACCACGACCACCGGGCUGUCCUCACUCGUGCGUUUUGCCCUGUCAUCCUGGCCAAUGUCCACCAUGUGUCCAAAUGCUUAAAAUAAAGUGUCACUGCAAACUCACAAACCUAUAUAUUGAAUGCAUAAAAAUAACUUGUGCUGACUUAAAAGAAAAGGAUCUUCUCAGUUCCUGCAAAAAUCAGUGUCCAAAAGAGUUGUCCUGUGGUCAUCGAUGUAAAGAGAUUUGCCAUUUGGGUGAUUGUCCUCAAAAUUGCAACCAGAAGGUUAAACUCAGAUGUCCAUGCAAGAGAAUGAAAAAGGAAUUACAAUGCAGCAAGGUACAAGAAGGCCAGGUUUCACUAGAAUGUGACACGUUGUGUAAGGAAAUGAAACGAAAAGCAUCUGAGAUAAAAGAGGCAGAAGCCAAAGCUGCUAUUGAAGAAGAAAAGCGAAGGCAACAGGCUGAACUAGAGGCUUUUGAGAACAGGUUAAAAGGACGACGAAAAAACAAGAGAAGAAAGGAUGAAGUAGAAGUUGAGCAAUCAGUGUGGCAAAAAUAUAAGAAUUUUAUUGUACUGCCAGUGUGUGGAUUUGCUAUUGUGAUGCUUGCGUGGCUCAUGGCUUACAACAACUGAAAUAAUUUGAUCUAUUGUAAUAUACCUUAGUUGGGCUUUGGGUACCUCUUAUUGCUAGAAUGUUAGUCUAUAUAUAAUAGAACUUCCUGUUCAUAAUUCAGUUGUAUAUGUAAUGGAUGUCAUGAAGGAGAAAAAAGCCUGUGAAGCUUUUAAAUCUUAGCCAAAAGCACAAGAAGAUGAAUUCAAAGUAGAAUCGUUUAAAGUUGUACAGUACAUGUGGUCAUGCAGUCAAUUCUGCCUAGUUUCACCGGCUCUGUUUUAAUAUAUUGUAUUAUUUCUCAUUAAAUCCACUUUGCAAUGUCAAGCAUAGGUUUUUUUUUUAAAUGUAGUUCCACUGCAUACUGGGACACUUGUAAAAUGAGGUUAAAUUGAACCAUAUUUGCAGUAAAUCAACAUAUUAUUUUUGCCAGUUUAAUAAGCAGAGGCCACUCUAUGUAUGGCAAGCUAGGCAGCUGCCUAGUAUGGCAGAUUUCUGGGCAGCUGCCUAGAAAGGAAGAUUUAGUCCAGCUGCUUCUCUGUGAUGGUGGGGGACAGUCGGGCCAAAUUUGAGUGAGGUUGUGAUCCCAUGAUGACAGAGGGGAUGACCAGCCCAAAUUUGAGUGGUGGGGUGACCCUAGGUUGCUGUACCACUUUCUCAGAUUUGGCCUGGUCACGUUUCAGUGAUGUGAGGGCAGUGCACUGAAGUGUUGCCUAGGGCAGCAGAUUGCCUUGAGCUGCCACUGUUAAUAAAGUAUUUUUAUUCUUUGAUUUUAGAUAAAUCAUAAUUCAUACAAAACAAAAUAGGAAGAUCCAUCCUUUGGCAAAUUUAAUCAUCAUUUUAUUGAUUUAGAACUUCAAAUGGUCUAGAAGACUUGGACUUUCCACAGUGGAAAUGACAGCUUUCCUCACAAAAGAUUUAUUUACUUUGCUGGCACUAUCACAAACAGUACAGUGGGUCUAACAUUGUUACUUUUUAAAUUCUUAAUUUUUCUGUGCCUCAAAAAAAACCAAAAAAACAAAAACAUCCUAAUGGAAUCUCAGACUUGUGCUGAUCACAUGGAUAGUCGCUUGACAGUGAAGUGAGCUCUCAAAGCUGUGCUGUCUUGUGACAUCUUUUUCUUGAACAAAUUUCCUUUACAGUAUAAGGAAAAGCCCACUUUGUUUUUCUGCUUUCAUAUAUUCCUUUAGUGAUAAGUAGAGACUUACUCCAAAUCCAUGCCAUAAAGGUGGACUUUGCUCCUCCAGGCCAGAGCGCAAACAGUAUUUUUUUGUGAACACUUACGCCAAGUAAUCGUCCUUUUGAUGUAGAGAGGAGAAAAGAGGAGGAGAUGUUCCUUAAAUGGAUGUAUGAAAAUAGUCAGUUCUGUUGUCAAAUAGUGUGUUGCGAACCUGUUUGCAGCAGAAAUGUUCACAUCAAUGUGAGCAGGGCUUUGUUGAAGCAGUUCUCACCUUACUUGAAAUGAACUCAUUUUUUCUAUGACUGUGUUGGCUAUUUCUUUAUUAAAACAAAUCCAUUGUAACGUGUCUGCCUGCUUAGCUCUACUUCUGUUGCUAAAAGAGAAGGAAUCCAUCUCUCCAAAGAGAGAAACCGUGUGAAAAUCAUCUGCUCUUGCAUCAGAAGCUUUGUGUAGAUUGCUUUGCAUAUUUUGUAUCAACUUGAUGUAAAAUAUUAGAGGGAAAUACUGUCUACUUCAUUGGUCAUGUGAAAUAUUUGUAUUAAUCAUUUUGAUUGGCAGGAAAACACAUUGCCGUUUCUAAAUUCUUUCUUUUCAUAUGUAAAAGACGUAUCCUCUUAUUAAAGGGACUAAUUCUCUCCUGAUCUGUUGGUAUGAGAGAAAGAUAGAACUUAAAAUAGACAAAAUAUCAAAAAUAGUGGUAUAUAAUCCAAGCGCAGAAAAGCAUUUUAGUCAUUUGCACUCUACCGCAAGCAGUGCUUGUUGAUCUAAAUAUUCAUGAAUCCUAGCAUCAAGGAAUGUGAGUGGGUUAAAACAAUCUGCAUCUUAAAUGCAACAGAUUACUAACUUUUCUUCUCUUCCACUUACGUGAUUUUAUACAUUUGAUUCCUUACAUUUUAAUGUUGGAUGAGGAGGCUAGUCUGUUUGUUUAUGGAUUCAACAAAGUAUUGGAAGUACACCAUCAGCUAACACCUUUAUGAUCAUUUACUCAAUACUUGAAUUGUUUAUAACUUGCAUAAAGAAAAUAUUGAAGCUAGCUGUUUGCAACCGUUUAAUGUAGUAGAAACAUACUAUGUAAAGCAUAAUGAACAAACAUUCAAAUAUUAAGAAUUUUAAUUUGCAAAGAAAAUAAUAAUGGAAAAGUCGAUCAGCACAAGUGACAUAAGUACUAGAAGGGAAGUGCCUGAUUGGCAUACAUACUUGUCAGUCUUAAAAUAUAGUAUAUUUAGCUAUGUAUUUAAGUACAAAGCAUCUUCCAAAUCUGAAUACCUCCUGAAGGGUGCUAAGCAACCUCAUCUCCCACUAGUAUUAAUAGGAGUUAAAGGUGCUCUGUUACCUUGCAGAGGUCAUUCAGCAUCUUGGAGGAUUGGGCCCUUAGAUUGUAAGCUCCUUGGCAGCAGGAAACCCGUCAUUUAUCUGUAAAGUACCAUGCAUACUAUGGCACUGUAUACCUUACAGUCAUCUGUAAAAACCCAGCCAGAUAAUAAACAGGGCAUAAAAUCCA
Molecule: messenger RNA, 4921 nt
Organism: Chelonoidis abingdonii (Abingdon island giant tortoise)
Lineage: Eukaryota; Metazoa; Chordata; Testudines; Testudinidae
Source: RefSeq, a predicted model, not a curated record